This is a messenger RNA of Siniperca chuatsi (mandarin fish), 2061 nucleotides long. It is a transcript of the gene nipa1, whose product is annotated as NIPA magnesium transporter 1. Lineage: Eukaryota; Metazoa; Chordata; Actinopteri; Centrarchiformes; Sinipercidae. The transcript has 5 exons. The record is from RefSeq and is a predicted model, not a curated record. The coding region runs from base 117 to 1043 and encodes 308 amino acids. Gene Ontology annotation, biological process: magnesium ion transport. Gene Ontology annotation, cellular component: membrane. Gene Ontology annotation, molecular function: magnesium ion transmembrane transporter activity.
GCUAGAGGCACCGCACAUGCGCACUGUCUCACUUCCCAAUCCAAACUACGAAACUGGACUGUAGACCGUCAGUUAUUCUGUAGUAAAGCUAAACCUUGUGCUCAGCAGCCACAGUAAUGGCUUCUGACUCCGAGCCAAGUGGUGUUUCGUUGCCCGUUGCUGGAAUAGCGAUAGCUGUAGUAUCAAGUUUCAUCAAUGGGUCGACAUUUGUGCUUCAGAAAAAGGGAAUAUUACGCUCCCGCGACAGAGGAGGGUCGUACCUCACAGACGUGGUGUGGUGGAGUGGCACAUUGUCCAUGAUUGUUGGUCAGAUUGGAAAUUUCCUGGCGUACAAUGUGGCCCCUGCUGUGAUAGUUACACCGCUAGGAGCCCUUGGAGUGUUAUUUGGGGCUGUGCUGGCUUCUUGGAUCUUAGAGGAGCAUUUGAAUAUCCUGGGAAAGCUUGGCUGUGUAUUAUGUUGCUGUGGCUCUGUUGUGCUCAUCAUCCAUGCCCCUAAAGCAGAGGCUGUAACGUCGAGACUGGAGUUAGAGGAGAGGCUAUCGGACCCAGUGUUUGUAAUGUAUGCCCUCUUGGUGGUCCUGCUGCUGGCCAUACUAAUUGGGUGGAUUGCUCCAGCUCACGGCGCAUCAAACAUCAUGGUGUAUGUCGCCAUAUGUUCCCUCUUGGGAAGCUUCACUGUUCCAAGCAGCAAAGGCCUUGGCCUGGUUGCACAAGACGUCUUUGGAGAAGGGCCCCCGAGCAGCAGAGCUCUGGCUCUCUUCCUGGGCUUGCUGGGGACGCUGGCUGUCAGCGUCCUGAUACAGUUCCUCUUCAUCAACAAGGCCUUGGAGGGUUUCAGCUCCAACGUGUUUGAAGCCAUGUACUAUGUGACGUUCACAUGCGCCGUCAUUCUUGCUUCUGCUCUUCUCUUCAAGGAGUGGACUGCGCUAACUUUAACCGACAGCCUCGCCAUGCUUUGUGGUCUGGCGACAGUGUGUGUCGGGGUCGUUUUACUCCGCAUUUCCCAAGAGGCUUUGAUUACUUGGAAGAAGAAGACUGACUGAUUGCGAUGCCUUCAUAUUUACAUGACUUUUGUGCCAUACUGCAUUUCUUAUAACACAGAGUCUAUACUUGAUGCAUGAAAUGACCAAAGCUACAGUGUAUUUAUAACUACUUUCACUUACCAUUUUACUUGAAUCUCCAUGCAGUUUCUUAUGGAGCAGUUCUCAGUUACUGUGUAACUCAGAAAUAUCACCCAAAGUAAAACACUAUGUUUUUCUUUAGAUAAUCAUUCCUUCUUUAAUUCCAUUAAUACUCACUAAUGUAACACUCAUCAUCACGAGACUGUCACUUCACCUCUCAUAGCUUUUAAACAACACAACACCGGUUAAUUUGGCAACUUCACGUUUUUACUAACUUCAAAUUGUUACAAAGCGGCCUACAAACCAUUGGUUAAAUAGGAACUGAAAAUAAUUCUGUUUACUUUCAUCUAGAGCAGAGGUUUUCAAAGUGGGAGGCAGGUCUUCUCAGGGGGGCUCCACACUAAAUCAGGGGAGGCUCAGUGAAUGGAAGAGAAAAAAAUAUUACUAUUAGUUAUCAAAAGGAGAUAGAAUAGCCUAAACGUGUGUUAUUUGGUUUCAAGAGAUAGUUCAGAGAUACAGUAGUCUGGGGGAAUUCUACUGUUGUUCCCACUUUCCCAGAGUCAGAAACUAAUAAAUGCCUUAGCACAGACCUUUAUUCAUGUAUUUGGUGUAGUCUGAAGUUAUGUCAAACAGCAAUAUUAGGCAAUCUUGGCUCAAUUGAUGAGUGUCUGUGAGAGCAAAUAACAUAAUCAUGAUCCCAUAGGUAUCCAGGAAUUGAGUGAAACUAAGCAUGUAAACUGGGGGGGCGCCUUUUUCCAAGCUUUAUCUGAGGGGAGGCCCACAGUCUCAGACUUUGAAAACCUGUUAUCUAGAGCCCUCAAGGCUUUAAUGGGCCACUUGAAUGUUCUCCCUAGGUCCAAAUGCUAAACUGUAUCAGUGCAGAAUCACCUACACUUGACUUAUUCAGUGUGCCUAUGAAUUAUUCAGUGUAAUUUCAGAA